This is a messenger RNA of Notothenia coriiceps (black rockcod), 715 nucleotides long. Its product is annotated as kinase suppressor of Ras 1-like. The coding region runs from base 37 to 627 and encodes 196 amino acids. NCBI's taxonomy places the organism in Eukaryota, Metazoa, Chordata, Actinopteri, Perciformes, Nototheniidae. The record is from RefSeq and is a predicted model, not a curated record. The transcript is spliced from 2 exons.
GUGGAAACAAAGUCUUCCCUGGAUGCCUUGCUGCAGAUGUCAGUUGCUCAGGUGAGGGAAACCAUGCGAAGGCUGGGGUCCAGCUCAGAGGAAUGUGCCCGGCUCAGUGCUGCCCUCUCCUGUCUGAAGAGUGCCUCGGAAUCAGGAGGUGAGCUGAGGGAAGAUGACGUUCCCUGGAUGUCAGAGCCCUUCAGGAGGGACAGUGGCCCUCUCCUGACCGCGGAGCAGCUGACCGGACUGGGGACCCCGCUCCGCCCUCACAGUCCUUCGCCUCUCGCCCGCCCAUCAGCCGUCCACUCCACCCCAUCCACCCCCUGCGCCGUGUUCCCUCACCACCGCUCGGGCUCUGUGUCGGCGGUGCCCACGCCUGAUGGGCUGGCCACUGAGAGCCCUCUGACAGACCCGUUCCCCAUGGCCUUAUCCCACACCGCCCGUCUCCACGGGCGCACAUCCACCCCGCCCAUAACUCCGCCCUCCAAGAGGCGACACCGACUGAAGCCCCCCUGCACGCCUCCGCCUCCGUCCCGCAAAGUUCAGCACCUGCUCCCCAACAUCACCCUGACGCGCAGCAAGAGCCACGAGUCUCAGCUGGGCAACCGCAUCGAGGACCCCCCCACCAACAAGUAGGCGCUCAGAAAGCUGUUCGAACUAGACAUUAAAGAGGUUUUUUUUAAACGUUAUUUAUUUACAACAAUAUUGUUGCCUUCUUAAAGGG